ACGAAGGGUGUUGCGCCGGAGCCGAAAAGGCGAAGACCGCGUUCGACCGAGCAUCUGCGAACCAGCCCACCGACGAGGCUCGGGACUCCUUCCUCCAGGAAGCCAGGGACGACCUGUCUCCUCAGCCUCAAGAGGAGGAACCGGCGACCAAACUUGGCCCCUCAGAGAAAAGCGGCGUGGCUCCGGCUGAGAUGCUGGAGAAUGCCGAACCGGAGACCGUACCUGAGGCCGAGAAGCUUGCAGCUACCUCGGAAAAGGCUGAAGACGUCCCCGCCGAGCAAGAGCAGGUAACAGCUGCCUCGGACAAGGCUGGAGACGUCGCUGCGGAACAAGUAGCUGAAACUACUUCGGAAAAGGCCGAAGACAUUCCUGCCGAACAAGGGGAGGUGACAGCUGCGUCGGACAAGGCUGAAGGCAUCCCUGCCGAGCAAGAGAAUGUCGUUGCUGCCUCGGAAAAGGCCGAGGACCUUCCCGCCGAGCAGGGGAAGGCGGAGUCCGAGACCAAGGAGCAAGCCGGCCUUGAGGGCCAAGAGCCCGCCACGGAGGAAGCUGAAGCACCUGCAGAGGAAGCGCAAGCCGAGCCCGAAAAGCCGCAGCUCGACUACUCGAUCCUCAAGAACGGCACCGUCAACAAAGGCGGUAACGUUAUCGACGAAGACGGCCAGAUCAUCGGCCGCGUCGUCGAGGGCAAGAUUAAGGACCUCGUCGGCAAAGGGGUCGACGAAAAUGGUAACAUCUUCAACAAGCAGGGCAAGAUUGUCGGCAAGGCCGAGCCCAUCCCCGAAGACGAACUCGAGGCCAUGCGCCGGGCCCCGUCACCCUUUGAGAACUUCCCCGAUGCGGUGGUCGGCAAGGACGGGCUCGUGCUGUCGGGCGAGGAUAUCGUGGGAAGGGUCAUUGAAGGAGACUUCAACAAACUGAAAGGCGCAAAGGUGGACCCCGAUGGCGACAUCCUGGACAAGAUCGGCAAUGUGAUCGGGAAGGCUGAACGGUGGGAGCCUGAACCGGAGCCCGAGCCCGAGCCCGAGCCGGAGGUGGACAAGUCGAUUCUGGCGGGAAAGCGUGUCAACAAGGCCGGGAAUCUGGUUGAUAGCAGCGGCACCAUCUUCGGCCGGGUUGUGGAGGGCGAUGUGAAGAGGAUGAUCGGCCGCAUGUGCGACAAGAACGGCAACAUCCUCAGCGAGAGUGGCGACAUCCUCGGCAAGGCUGAGCUUGUCCCGGAGGGCGAGCGUGAGGGCCUGAAGGAGGGUCCGUUCGCGGAGCUGCAGGGUUGUACUGUUGCCAAAGACGGCACCAUCGUCACUCCGGCCGGGGAUAUCGUCGGCAGGCUCACCAGCGGAGACCCCAAGAUGCUAUUCGGACGACCGGUCGACGAGGACGGUGACAUUCUCGACAAGAACGGCAACGUCGUCGGCAAGGCCGAGCGCUGGGAGCCGGAGAAGGUGGAACGCGAGAAGAACCCUAUGACAGGGCGCAAAGUUAACCGGGAGGGUAAUGUUGUUGAUGAGAGCGGCAACAUCAUUGGCAAGCUCACUUCUGGCGACCUGACCAUCUGCGCUGGUAAGGAGAUCGAUGACGACGGUGACGUUGUCGACUACAAGGGGAACACCAUCGGCCACUGUACUCUGCUCGAGUACAUCCCCAAGGCAGAAGAGGAAUCACCGGAGGAGAAGAAGAAGCGUGAGCAGGCCGAGGAAGACAAGAAGCUGGCCAAGCAGAUGUCCAUUGUCAUCGAGCAGUGCCUCGAGAGCAUCCGGCCCAUUUGCAAGUUGAUCACCGAGAAAAUCGACAAGGCCGAGCGCACCCCCGAAGACGAGCGUGACGAGGAAGCGGUCGUGAGGGAAGUCAAGCCGUUGAUCGAAGAGGGAGGCCGCAUCCUCAGCGAAGCCAAGGGCGCCAUCAAGGGUCUCGACCCUGACGGCAGAAUCGCUGCCAACGCCAAACACAAGACAGCUGCCCGCGAGGCCAGUCCUGAGGAGUACCAUCUCGCUGACAAGCUCAAGGAGCUCACCGGUGAGGUGACGCAGUGCAUCGAAAACGCCAAGAAGAAGCUCGAGGACAUGCCUCACGUGAAGAAGGAGCUUAACCCGCUCUGGGGCCUGUUGAGCGAGCCACUUUUCCAGAUCCUGGCCGCUGUUGGUUUGCUUCUCGCCGGUGUCCUCAAUCUUGUGGGCAGAUUGCUGAGUGGACUGGGACUGGGCGGCAUCAUCGAUGGCUUGCUCGGCACGCUGGGGCUGAACCGUGUGCUCGAGGGCUUGGGUCUUGGGUCGGUCACCAAGAGCUUGACGGGCGGUGGUGGUAAGAAGAAGGGUGGUGGGCUGCUUGGUGGCGUGCUUGGUGGUUGAGAAACUGAACGUGACAGAGCAGAGGCAUUGGGAUUUUUUAAAAUCUGGGGUGGAAACGGUAAUGGGAACCUGGAAACAUGCAAUAUCUCAUUUCUAUGUUUAGUAAGAUCGCGAAUGCUCAGUUUUAAUGGAAUCAAUUCUCGUUCUCAGAAAUAUUCGCAAUAAUGAGGGUAUUUAUACAAGUAACAG
Messenger RNA from Chaetomium strumarium, 2534 nucleotides. RefSeq lists its product as uncharacterized. Lineage: Eukaryota; Fungi; Ascomycota; Sordariomycetes; Sordariales; Chaetomiaceae. The record is from RefSeq and is a predicted model, not a curated record. The coding region runs from base 192 to 2345 and encodes 717 amino acids. The transcript is spliced from 4 exons.